Messenger RNA from Mizuhopecten yessoensis (Yesso scallop), 3916 nucleotides. Its product is annotated as ATP-dependent DNA helicase Q5-like. Gene Ontology annotation, cellular component: chromosome; cytoplasm. Gene Ontology annotation, biological process: double-strand break repair via homologous recombination. The transcript has 12 exons. The coding region runs from base 56 to 3538 and encodes 1160 amino acids. NCBI's taxonomy places the organism in Eukaryota, Metazoa, Mollusca, Bivalvia, Pectinida, Pectinidae. Gene Ontology annotation, molecular function: four-way junction helicase activity; nucleic acid binding; 3'-5' DNA helicase activity. The record is from RefSeq and is a predicted model, not a curated record.
UUGUAAACUUCCGUCUGCUCCUUUUUCUUUGAAAAGUUUGCAAGUCAGCUGAUUUAUGUCAAAUAUGUCCAAACAAGAGGAUGGCAUGGACGAAGCCAUGUACAAAGUUUUAACAGCAGUUUUUAAGCACAAAGAAUUCAAGUCUAAACUCCAGAAACAAGCCACUCGAUGUGUUUUACACGGAAAUCAUGAUAUAUUCAUCUCCAUGCCAACUGGAGCAGGAAAGUCUCUAUGUUAUCAGUUGCCAGCAAGAGUGGGAAAAGUUGGUGUAACGUUGGUUAUCUCACCCUUGAUAGCACUGAUGCAGGAUCAGUUGGAUCAUUUAGAUCAGUUGAAAAUUCCGUCAGAAACACUAAACUCCAAACAGACUGUCACGGAAAAGAAACGUGUACUUGGCGACCUAAGCAGCGCCAAGCCCCGUACAAGACUCUUGUACAUCACCCCGGAACAGGCUGCCACUGACAGCUUCAAGGCAAUCAUUGACAGUCUCUUCAAGAAAAAACUCCUUAAAUACCUCAUUGUAGAUGAAGCUCAUUGUGUGUCCCAGUGGGGACAUGAUUUCAGACCAGACUACCUUAAACUGGGCCAGUUACGAAGGAAAAUGCCGGGUAUUCCGUGCGUUGCUCUUACAGCUACUGCCACAGCUCAGGUGGUUACAGACAUUGAGAAACAACUCCUGUUGAAAGCACCUGUUAAGAAGUUUAAAUCGAGCUGCUUCAGACCAAAUUUAUUUUAUGAUAUUGCUAUGAAAGAAGUGAUUGGUAAUCCAUAUGAAGACUUAAAUCAGUUUGCGAGAUCUGCUCUGAAUUGUUUAAAAGGAAAGGAAUCUGAGAUUGAAAAUUGGAGUGAGUUUGGGUGUGGCAUUGUAUACUGUAGAACAAGGAACGGCUGUGAUGAGGUAGCGUCUCACCUCAAUCAGCUGGGGAUCCCCUCCAAACCCUACCACGCUGGCCUGAAGAAUGACGUUAGAGAAGACGUUCAGUCGUCAUGGAUGGAAGGACGUUUUCCUAUCAUUGCAGCCACCAUCAGUUUUGGCAUGGGUGUGGAUAAAGCAAAUGUCAGGUUUGUUGCUCACUGGACCCUUCCCAAAUCUAUGGCUGGUUACUACCAGGAGUCCGGGCGGGCAGGACGAGAUGGACAGAAGUCUUAUUGUCGACUUUACUAUGCCAGGAAUGAGAGAGACACUGUAGCCUUUCUGAUACAGAAGGAGGCAACAAGGUUUAAAAAGGUUGACAAGGCAGUAAUAGCUGAAAAACAGAAAGCUGCCCAAAAGAGUUUUGAGGCAUUAGUCAAGUAUUGUGAGGAUCAAGAUUGUAGGCACUGGUCCAUAGCUCGGUACUUUGGGGAUGUGAAGCCAGACUGUGAGGGGGCUUGUGACGUAUGUAAAGAUCCAAAGAGGGUGGCUAAGGCAGUCCGCGACCUCCAGACCGGCUCCUAUGGUAACUUCAAUAACAAGAAGGGUGGUGGAGGAGGCAUCUACUUCUAUGAGGAUGAUGACGAGGAUGAUCCUGGCAUGUACGGGGGAGGCAGAAGAGGAGCAAAGAGCGAAUAUGACACCUAUAGCCGGUCAUUUGAAAAUGGGGCUGAUGAUGACGAUGAUGCAGCGUUCAAAAGAGAGAGAAAGGAACAAGUAGAGAAAAAACAGAGACACAAUUUCAUUAUGAGAGAAUUCAAAAAAAGAAAGGGGGGUGUAGAAGACAACUCAGCCUCUACAACUACAGAACAGCCUAUUGAGGAACCAGACCCAGAUUGCCCGCUCAGAGACGCUGCCAGUAGCAGAAUACCAAAACUUACCGUCAAGGGCCGCGAGUAUUGUAUGGGUAUGAUCGAGAAGGCGCUGAGAGACAACUUCUGCCAGUAUUACCAGGAGGUUCCCCAUAAGCUUGUAGGGCAGGACUACGAACCUAGGUGUGCUGCCAUUGACCUCGAGUAUGAUCUGUUCAAGGUCAACAAGAUGGCCAACAUCUACAAAGCUGCAGUAAUGAAGAUGGCAAAUGAGAUCAAGAAAUGUACAUCUUCUAAAGAUCUCCACUUGUCACUGGUACCAAAAAGUACUAUGUCUGCAUCAGGGGACAUGAAAGAGUCCCCAACAGCUUUAACAUCCUCAACUGUUUGUGGUUUCACUUCUGCCUCCGACAUGCUUGCCAGUACACUAAUAGAAAAAGAAGAAAGCAUGCCCCCUCCUUCUAAACCAGCAGUGUUUCUUUCAGCAGCCGAAUUGUUGAGAAAGAAUAAUCAGGUGCAGAAGAGUGAUCCCCCCUUGCCAAGUCUUUGGGUGUCCGAGUUGAACAGUUGUGAUACAGAUGAAAGCUCCAAGUCUCCUGUUUGUGUGGAGAAUAUCAAGGAUGAGAGUCGGUCAAGUCCUUCCUCUUCUCCGGGACUCUUCAGCACCAUUGGCAAUAGUGUGAUACCCAGCUCAAAUCUGACAAAGCCAAGUGCUUCUAAAAUUACUAAAAAACAGAAACAUUCUGGAUUUCAAAAAGCAAGCAGUGUGAUUUCUAAAAAAGUGACUUUCGAUUUUGAUCAAAACAAAUCUUCUAAUUCUGCGAAAUCGAAAUCGAAAUCAGCAAAGUCUAAAGGGAAAGAAAAAAUCAACAAGAAUGUGCCCCAAAUCACAAACUUUUUCACAAAAAGAUAUGAAGCUGAAGAAGAUAGUUUAGGGGAUACUGACUGUGACUUGGCCGACAUCAAGGUGAAAGUCGCUGAAAAAGAAAUGGUGGAUUCUGACACAAUGGCCACAGACACUGAGCCAGGAGUGGUACUAGUGGCCAAGGCUGACACUACCUCAGAUCUUGUUGAACAUGAGUGUGAUAGGGGGACCAUGGAUACCGAAGGGCCUCUUGCAGCUGUCCAGGUCAAACCUUCCGUGAAGAGGAAUAGGGAGGAUAAGAUAAGCAACAUCACGGCUAAGAAAAGAAGAAUAGAAAUAGACACUUCCAACUCUACCAAACCGAGUCGUAGUUCGAGGUUGUCUGAAGAUCCAUCCAGGUCCAGAGCAGAAAGUCGUAGUUCAAGGUCAACUGAAGGUCAAUCCACUUCCAGAUCAGAAAGUCGAAGUUCAAGGUCAACUGAAGACCCAUCCAAGCCCAGAGCAGAAAGUCGGAGUUCAAGGUCAACUGAAGAUCCAUCCACUUCUGGAUCAGAAAGUCGAAGUUCAAGGUCAACUGAAGAUCCAUCCACUUCUGGAUCAGAAAGUCGAAGUUCAAGGUCAACUGAAGAUCCAUCCAAGCCCAGAGCAGAAAGUCGGAGUUCAAGGUCAACUGAAGAUCCAUCCACGUCCAGGGGAGGAAGUGUGGAAAAGCGGAAGGUUGCCGCAGACCUAGUGGUGAAGUAUCUGACUCCUCACUACAAGAGUGGCAGGAUACCGACAAAGGAUACAUUCAAAAGUGUUGCAAGAGCAUUGUCACAUAAAGUGAUAGAAAAACCUGGAGGAACAGGAAAACCAGAAGAAGUGAAAGAAAUUGUCAAGAAGAUGAUAGAGAAUCUAUUUAAGAAGGUCAAAGUCGUCAAAUCAGUGGAUGAUCUUGCAGAUGUCUGAAGAGAAUUUCUUGGUACCUUUAUAUAGACAUUUAUCAACAACCAUUCAGAAACAGACUUUGAAUUUAAACUGGGGCCAUCUUUAUCAAAUUGAUUUCUUCGCCUUUUACAAUACUUACGUUAAUUUUGUUGUGGGAGUUUUUAUAACUAUGACAAAGAAAUGUAACUAAAAAUUUAUAUCCACUAAGAGAUUCAUUAGCCUUUUGAAAUAUUGUUAUUUUGGGUUAUUAAAUUAUUUAAUGAGAAAUAAUUAUUACAUUCUUUUAACUGUCCAUGUAAUUAAAUUUAAAAAAAUGUAAAAUUAACCAGACUUUUACAAUGAAAACAAAAUGUUGGUACAAUUUCGAUAAUGAUUUCACAAAUUAUAUACUAGAUAAAA